Molecule: messenger RNA, 7907 nt
Organism: Rattus rattus (black rat)
Lineage: Eukaryota; Metazoa; Chordata; Mammalia; Rodentia; Muridae
Gene: Hipk1
Product: homeodomain interacting protein kinase 1
Exons: 16
Coding region: 91-3726 (1211 amino acids)
Biological process (GO): peptidyl-serine phosphorylation; peptidyl-threonine phosphorylation; intrinsic apoptotic signaling pathway in response to DNA damage by p53 class mediator
Cellular component (GO): PML body; nucleus; cytoplasm
Molecular function (GO): ATP binding; protein tyrosine kinase activity; protein serine/threonine kinase activity
Source: RefSeq, a predicted model, not a curated record
GACCCGGCGGCGGGGCCCCGGAUCGCGUCUCCUCCGCCGCCUCCUCGCGGCGGCCCCGACUCGAGGCUGAGAACUACACACACCGGCGGUAUGGCAUCACAGCUGCAGGUGUUUUCCCCUCCAUCAGUGUCGUCGAGUGCCUUCUGCAGUGCGAAGAAACUGAAAAUAGAGCCCUCUGGCUGGGAUGUUUCAGGACAGAGCAGCAACGACAAAUAUUAUACCCACAGCAAAACCCUCCCAGCUACACAAGGGCAAGCCAGCUCCUCUCACCAGGUAGCAAAUUUCAAUAUUCCUGCUUACGACCAGGGCCUCCUCCUCCCAGCUCCUGCAGUGGAGCAUAUUGUGGUAACAGCUGCUGACAGCUCAGGCAGUGCCGCCACGGCAACCUUCCAAAGCAGCCAGACCCUGACUCACAGGAGCAACGUUUCUUUGCUUGAGCCAUAUCAAAAAUGUGGAUUGAAAAGAAAAAGUGAGGAAGUUGACAGCAACGGUAGCGUGCAGAUCAUAGAAGAACAUCCCCCUCUCAUGCUGCAAAACAGAACUGUGGUGGGUGCUGCUGCCACAACCACCACUGUGACCACGAAGAGUAGCAGUUCUAGCGGAGAAGGGGAUUACCAGCUGGUCCAGCAUGAGAUCCUGUGCUCUAUGACCAAUAGUUAUGAAGUCUUGGAGUUCCUAGGCCGAGGGACAUUUGGACAGGUGGCAAAGUGCUGGAAGCGGAGCACCAAGGAAAUUGUGGCCAUUAAGAUCUUGAAGAACCAUCCCUCCUAUGCCAGACAAGGACAGAUCGAAGUGAGCAUCCUUUCUCGCCUAAGCAGUGAGAAUGCUGAUGAGUAUAAUUUUGUCCGAUCUUAUGAGUGUUUUCAGCACAAGAAUCAUACCUGCCUUGUGUUUGAGAUGUUGGAGCAGAACUUGUAUGAUUUUCUAAAGCAGAACAAGUUUAGCCCACUGCCACUCAAGUACAUAAGACCGAUCUUGCAGCAGGUGGCCACAGCCCUGAUGAAGCUGAAGAGUCUUGGUCUGAUUCAUGCUGACCUCAAACCUGAGAACAUCAUGCUGGUUGAUCCAGUUCGCCAACCCUACCGAGUGAAGGUCAUUGACUUUGGUUCUGCGAGUCAUGUUUCCAAAGCCGUAUGUUCAACCUACCUGCAAUCACGCUACUACAGAGCUCCUGAAAUUAUCCUUGGAUUGCCAUUCUGUGAGGCUAUUGACAUGUGGUCACUGGGCUGUGUAAUAGCUGAGCUGUUCCUGGGAUGGCCUCUUUAUCCUGGUGCUUCAGAAUACGAUCAGAUUCGUUAUAUCUCACAAACACAAGGCCUGCCAGCUGAAUAUCUCCUCAGUGCCGGAACAAAAACAACCAGGUUUUUCAACAGAGAUCCUAAUUUGGGGUACCCACUGUGGAGGCUUAAGACACCAGAAGAACAUGAAUUAGAGACUGGAAUAAAGUCAAAAGAAGCUCGGAAGUACAUUUUUAACUGUUUAGAUGACAUGGCUCAGGUAAAUAUGUCUACAGACUUAGAGGGGACAGACAUGUUGGCAGAAAAGGCAGACCGGAGAGAAUACAUUGAUCUCCUAAAGAAAAUGCUGACGAUUGAUGCAGAUAAGAGAGUCACGCCUCUGAAAACUCUUAACCACCAGUUCGUGACAAUGACCCACCUUCUGGACUUUCCACACAGUAACCAUGUUAAGUCUUGUUUCCAGAACAUGGAGAUCUGCAAGCGGAGGGUUCACAUGUAUGACACAGUGAGUCAGAUCAAGAGUCCCUUCACUACCCAUGUGGCUCCAAGUACAAGCACAAAUCUAACCAUGAGCUUCAGCAACCAGCUCAGCACAGUGCACAACCAGGCCAGUGUUUUAGCCUCCAGCUCUACUGCAGCAGCUGCUACUCUUUCUCUGGCUAACUCAGACGUCUCGCUGCUAAACUACCAGUCAGCUUUGUACCCUCCGUCCGCAGCGCCCGUUCCUGGAGUUGCCCAGCAGGGUGUUUCCUUACAGCCUGGAACCACCCAGAUCUGCACCCAGACGGACCCAUUCCAGCAAACAUUCAUAGUGUGUCCACCUGCCUUUCAGACUGGGCUACAAGCAACAACAAAGCAUUCUGGAUUCCCUGUGAGGAUGGAUAAUGCUGUGCCACUUGUCCCCCAGGCGCCCGCAGCCCAGCCACUGCAGAUACAGUCAGGAGUGCUCACACAGGGAAGCUGUACACCACUAAUGGUAGCAACUCUCCACCCUCAAGUAGCCACCAUCACACCGCAGUAUGCGGUGCCCUUUACCCUGAGCUGCGCAGCCGGCCGGCCGGCGCUGGUUGAACAGACUGCUGCUGUACUGCAAGCUUGGCCUGGAGGAACCCAACAGAUUCUCCUGCCUUCAGCAUGGCAGCAGCUGCCUGGGGUCGCUCUACACAACUCUGUCCAGCCUACUGCAGUGAUUCCAGAGGCCAUGGGGAGCAGCCAGCAGCUAGCUGACUGGAGGAAUGCCCACUCUCAUGGCAACCAGUACAGCACUAUCAUGCAACAGCCAUCUUUGCUGACUAACCAUGUGACGUUGGCCACGGCUCAGCCUCUGAAUGUUGGUGUUGCUCAUGUUGUCAGACAACAGCAGUCUAGUUCCCUCCCUUCAAAGAAGAAUAAGCAGUCUGCUCCGGUCUCAUCCAAAUCCUCUCUGGAAGUUCUACCUUCCCAAGUUUAUUCUCUGGUUGGAAGUAGUCCUCUUCGUACCACAUCUUCUUAUAAUUCCCUAGUCCCUGUCCAAGACCAGCAUCAGCCAAUCAUCAUUCCAGAUACUCCCAGCCCUCCUGUGAGUGUCAUCACUAUCCGUAGUGACACCGAUGAAGAAGAGGACAACAAAUUCAAGCCCAGUAGCUCGAGCCUGAAGGCGAGGUCUAAUGUCAUCAGUUAUGUGACUGUCAAUGAUUCUCCAGACUCUGACUCCUCCCUGAGCAGCCCAUAUCCCACAGACACUCUGAGUGCUCUGCGGGGCAACAGUGGGACACUUCUGGAGGGGCCUGGCAGAACUGCAGCAGAUGGCAUUGGCACCCGUACUAUCAUUGUGCCUCCUUUAAAAACACAGCUUGGCGACUGUCCUGGAGCAACACAGGCCUCAGGUCUCCUUAGCAGUAGUAAGACCAAGCCAGUGGCCUCAGUGAGUGGGCAGUCAUCUGGAUGCUGUAUCACUCCCACAGGGUACCGAGCUCAACGAGGGGGAGCCAGCGCGGUGCAGCCACUCAACCUUAGCCAGAACCAGCAGUCAUCGUCAGCUUCAACCUCGCAGGAAAGAAGCAGCAACCCUGCUCCCCGCAGACAGCAGGCAUUUGUGGCCCCGCUCUCCCAAGCCCCCUACGCCUUCCAGCAUGGCAGCCCACUGCACUCGACGGGGCACCCACAUUUGGCCCCAGCCCCUGCUCACCUGCCAAGCCAGCCUCACCUGUAUACGUACGCUGCCCCCACUUCUGCUGCUGCAUUGGGUUCCACCAGUUCCAUUGCUCAUCUUUUCUCCCCCCAGGGUUCCUCAAGGCAUGCUGCAGCUUAUACCACCCACCCCAGCACUCUGGUGCAUCAGGUUCCUGUCAGUGUUGGGCCUAGCCUCCUCACCUCUGCCAGUGUGGCUCCUGCUCAGUACCAACACCAGUUUGCCACUCAGUCCUACAUUGGGUCUUCCCGGGGCUCAACAAUUUACACUGGAUACCCGCUGAGUCCUACCAAGAUCAGUCAGUAUUCUUAUUUGUAGUUGAUGAGCACGAGGGAGGCUCCUGGCUGCCUGCUACUAGCCCUGAGUUCUUCAUGGGCUCUGCUGAGAGCCUCCAUUGUCUCCUCUUGGAAGUUACUAGCCAGCAGCUCGUUGUUCUGCAGGGGCCCACUGAAGCAGAAGGCUUUUCUCUGGGGAACAGCUCUCAGUCAGUGUUGACUGCAUUGUUGUAGUCUCCCAAGUCUGCCCUGGUUUUUAAUUCUUUAUUCUUGUGACAGCAAUUUUGGACGUUGGAAGAGCUCAGAAGCCCGUCUUCUGCAGUUACGGAGGAAGAAAGGUCGCUCUGAAGUCACCUGUCAUACAUUUGGUCUCGUUGACCUGGUUUUUAUAAAUGUUUUCAGAAGAAGUAAAGCCCUUUAUGAGGGAAAAUGCUGAUAAAAGAUUUGAAAUCUUGUAACAGAUGAGAAAGAGUCAUUACUUUUUGUUUGUUUAAAAAAACUAAAAAAGGAAGACUUCCUUGCCUUUUGUUUUAAAAGCAGCUUCGGCAAGGCUGUACUUUACUGUCAGGCAUUUCUCCUCAAGAGCUGAUCUUUGCGCGUGGCACAUCGACACAUAUAUUGCUUUAGUUUUCGUGUUGUGCUAUCCCUGUCGGACAGUUGUCAGGAGUUCAGUGGACCUAGCCGAGCCCUGGGACCUGAACAGCAGCUGCUGCACUCGUUAGAGCAGCACUGAAAAGCAGCCCAGCGCUUGCUGGUGACUCGUGCGAGGACUGUGCCCACCACGAUUCAUUUUAAAUGAAGCACCGUGAAUUCUUUCUUAGAUUAUUGUUUUAAAGUCCUCCUUCUCUCUCUGGUUUAACUUAUCUUGUACUAGAAAAGCCAGGGAGGUGGUAAAUGUAUGGUGGUGUUUUGCUUACAAUAGUUCACAAAAAUCUCUCUCUAGGAUGAGAUGCUGGCACUGACGAACAUUGCCUAAGAUUUCUAUGAAUUUUGAACAAUACACUUCUGUGUUUUCCUCAUCUCUCCCUUCUGUUUCAUGUGGCUUAUUGGAGGGGAAAGCUAAAGAAACUAAAACCAGAUAAGUUGUGUAUAGCUUUUAUACUUUAAAGUAGCUUCCUUUGUAUGCCAACAGCAAAUUGAAUGCUCUCUUACUAAGACUUAUAUAAUAAGUGCAUGUAGGAACUGCAGAAAAUAUUUUAAAAGUUUAUUACUGAAUUUAAAAAAUAUUUUAGAAGUUUUGUAAUGGUGGUGUUUUAAUAUUUUGCAUAAUUAAAUAUGUACAUAUUGAUUAGAAGAAAUAUAACAAUUUUUCCUCUAACCCAAAAUGUUAUUUGUAAUCAGAUGUGUAGUGAUUACACUUGAACUGUGUAUUCGUGUGUAUCUGAUCCUGCAGUGUUACCCCGGAGACGGACUCUGUCUCCAUUGUAUUUAAACCAAAAUGAACUGAUACUUGUUGGAAUGUGUGUGAUCUAACUGCAGUUCUGUUAGCGCGUAUUACUGUAGUGCUGAGUGAGGGGCAUUGCCGCAGAGAGGAGACCGUGGGGUUGUUUUGCACAGGUGUGUCUGGUGAGGAGUUGUUCAGUGUGUGUCUCUUCCUUCCUCCUCUCCUCUCUUCCCUUAUUGUAGUGCCUUAUAUGAUAAUGUAGUGGUUAAUAGAGUUUACAGUGAGCUUGCCUUAGGAUGACCAGCAAGCCCCAGUGGACCCCAGGCUGUUCACUGGGAUUUACCAGAACAGGUUUAGUAGCUGUGUUGUGUAACUGCGUUGUUCUCAGUCUCCCUACAGUGAGACAUCAAGGCUGCAGCAUUCCUCCUUUCCUGCCACCUCUGUCCUGGUCCACUUUGGACCUUCAGCUCAGUUCUCACAGAAGCAUCCCCAAUAUGGCUCUCUCACUGUGCCUUGCUACCUGGCUUCUGUGAGAGUUCAGGAAGCAGGUGAGAGCAGUGAAGCCAGUGCUAAAUAUGCAUAUUUGAAGAUUUGUGCAAUCACUUAGGAUGGGAUUCCUCUUUCUCUUUUCCAUGUGAUAGUCCUUUCUGUGCAUAGUUGGUUGUUGUUACUGGUAAACUUUGCCUUUUUUUUUAAAGCAUGUAACAGAUGUGUUUAUACCAAAGAGCCUGUUGUAUUGCUUAAUAUGCCCCCAUAUUACAAGAAGGGUUUUGUAGAAUAUCUGGUGACAAGAAGCUCACAGAGAGGUUUCUUAAUCAGUGACAAAUAUGACAAAGAAAGCAAAGCCUCUUGAGUCACCAAGACUCCCGAGGUUUCUUUGUAACAUGUAUGUUCUUGGGGCCCUUCAAGCUGUGAAAUUGUCCUAGUACUCAACUCCUUCAUGGAUUUGGGUCAAGUUGAAGGUACUAGGGAUGGGAACAGUCUUGCCCAUGAAGGAUUUGUGGGGAGAAGGUUAACCCUAAGCUACAGAUGUGGUCCACCUGAACUGAAAACUAUAUUUGAGUGGUAAUUCUAGGAUUGGUGUUGUGUAGAGAUGGUGUCAGGGAGGUGCAGGAUGGAGAUGGGGGGUUUCAUGGAGCCUGGGCAAGGAAGCUCUGAACCAGGAGAAACACCGAGGAGCUGUCAACGAACUUGGAGUUUCUUCAUCAUGGGGAGUAAGGGUUUCCAGGGUGGGGCAGGUAGUCAGUACAGCCUGCCAGGAACAUGGUGUGUGUUGCUGUCUUUCCUUUAAUCAUUAUGUUAAGCUGUGCAUUCAGCAGUCUGUUGGUUGAGAUAACCACGCUUCUGUGUAGUUCGUCACUAGUGUUGUACAGUUUAAGUCAAUCUGUGUGCGAUCUGUGUGUCUUCUUCCCCCCAGCAUUCUGGUUUUCCUAUUUAAAUACAGUUCUUGUUUCUAGUCAAACAUUUUUUUGUACCUUAUCUUUUCUCUACAAGGGACAAGAUUUAUUAUUGUUUUUGUAGGAAUGAGAUGCAGGGAAAAAACAAACCAACCCUGCCCCUGCCCCCUAACUCAUCCAAUAAGCAGUUAUUGAAGAUGGGAGUCUUAAAUUCAUGGGAAAAGAGGAUGCCUAGGAGUUUGCAUCAUUCCCUGAGGCAUCGGCUAGCAGUGUGACUGUACAGACUCUGAGGUUGUCACUCUGUAACUGACAUCUCAGAUUUCCCUAGAUAACCUAUGUGUCUGCUGAAUGUGUAUGUGCCACACAUGGCUUUACAUUCAUUCUGUCCUGGGGCUUAACAUUCACUGCUUGCCCUGAUGGCAUGGAGGGAAACCCUAUGAACAUAGCGAGCGGGUGAGCUGGGUCAGCAUUGCCUGACCUUGGCACUGCUUAAAGCUUUAAACCCUCUCUUAGAACUUGCAUUUCCAGUUUCUCCCUUCCCAGGUGAGAGAGGCAGUGGAAAGGGUUGCAUAGGCGCACCAGGACACUAAGUCACUGCAGAGUUCCCAGUUGCAACUAGGAGAUGGUUACCCUUGUCAUGUCCCGCUGAAAUGCCACCCCCUGGAAUAAGAACCCCAUUUCAAACAAUUCUGGCCGUUCAGAGCCUGCUUUGUGGUUUCUCAUUCAUCGUCCUCCACUAGAGGGGCUUAGCCAGGCCAGCACGGAACAUGUGUUUUAUUCUGCAUUAUUCUGCAGAAAUCUAUUAGUUGAGAUGGUUUGUUUUAGGGUAGGAAAUGAAAUUGCCCCUCGGUGACAGGAAUGGCCAAGCCUGCUUUGUAUUUUGACUUUUUUUAACUGAUGGAUGGUGCAGCAUGUCUCCAUGUUUCCAUGGUUGUUUGUUGGUAAACUUUAUAUAAUGUGUGGUUUCAAUUCAGCUUGAAAAAUAAUCUCACUAUAUGUAGCAGUACAUUAUAUGUACAUUAUAUGUAAUGUUAGUAUUUCUGCUUUGAAUCCUUGAUAUUGCAAUGGAAUUCCUACUUUAUUAAAUGUAUUUGAUAUGCUAGUUACUGUGUGUGGUUUAAACUUUUUUCUUUCUCCCUUUUCUGGUUGUGUGCUUCCUUUUACAACAAGCUUCUAGAAACAGGUAGUUCUGAGAAUUACUGAUCUAUGUUUGUAAUGCAGGUGUACUUAGGGAGUAUGUAAAAUAAUCAUUUUAACAAAAGAAAUAGCUAUUUAAAAUUUAAUACUAACUGGGAAAAGGGUCCAUUGUGUAAAACAUAGUUUAUCUUUGGAUUUGUUGUUGUCUUUGGUUUUACAAAGUAGCUUGUAUUUUCAGUAUUUUCUACAUAAUAUGGUAAAAAAAGUAGAGCAAUUGCAAUGCAUCAAUAAAAUGGGUAAAUUUUC